This is a messenger RNA of Dendrobium catenatum, 2429 nucleotides long. Its product is annotated as heat shock protein 81-1-like. NCBI's taxonomy places the organism in Eukaryota, Viridiplantae, Streptophyta, Magnoliopsida, Asparagales, Orchidaceae. The record is from RefSeq and is a predicted model, not a curated record. Gene Ontology annotation, molecular function: ATP hydrolysis activity; ATP-dependent protein folding chaperone; ATP binding. The transcript is spliced from 3 exons. Gene Ontology annotation, biological process: protein folding; cellular response to heat; protein stabilization. The coding region runs from base 62 to 2164 and encodes 700 amino acids. Gene Ontology annotation, cellular component: plasma membrane; cytosol; perinuclear region of cytoplasm.
CUAGCCCUAACUCAAUUGCAUAUCGUCAAUCUCUGCCUCCAUCGUCGAGAUCUCUUAAGCCAUGGCGUCAGAAAGCGAGACCUUUGCCUUUCAGGCUGAGAUCAAUCAACUCCUCAGUCUGAUCAUCAAUACUUUCUACUCUAACAAGGAGAUCUUCCUUCGUGAGCUAAUCAGUAAUGCUUCCGAUGCGCUGGACAAGAUCCGGUUCGAGAGUUUGACUGAUAAGAGCAAACUGGAGGCGCAGCCGGAGUUCUUCAUCCAUAUUAUCCCUGACAAGUCCAACAACACUCUUUCUAUCAUUGACAGUGGUAUCGGCAUGACUAAAUCUGAUCUAGUCAACAACCUUGGCACCAUCGCAAGGUCCGGAACCAAGGAGUUUAUGGAAGCGCUGGCUGCCGGUGCUGACGUCAGCAUGAUCGGCCAAUUUGGUGUUGGGUUUUACUCUGCUUAUCUGGUUGCGGAGAGGGUUGUGGUGACCACUAAGCAUAACGAUGAUGAGCAGUAUGUAUGGGAAUCGCAGGCUGGAGGGUCAUUCACAGUAACGAGGGAUACAUCUGGUGAGAAUCUUGGUCGUGGGACCAAGCUCACACUUUUCCUCAAGGAGGAUCAGCUGGAAUACCUUGAAGAGCGCCGCCUUAAAGACCUGAUCAAGAAGCAUUCUGAGUUUAUCAGCUAUCCCAUCUCUCUUUGGACUGAGAAGACCACUGAGAAAGAAAUUUCUGAUGAUGAGGAUGAGGAGGAGAAGAAAGACUCAGAGGAAGGUAAGGUUGAGGACAUUGAUGAAGAGAAGGAAGAGAAGGAAAAGAAAAAGAAGAAGAUCAAGGAAGUUUCCCAUGAGUGGUCCCUGGUUAACAAACAGAAGCCUAUAUGGAUGAGGAAACCGGAGGAGAUCACUAAGGAAGAGUACGCUGCAUUCUACAAGAGCCUCACCAAUGACUGGGAGGAACAUCUUGCUGUCAAACACUUCUCUGUAGAAGGCCAACUUGAGUUCAAGGCUGUGCUUUUUGUCCCCAAGAGAGCACCUUUUGAUCUUUUUGAUACCCGGAAGAAGCAAAACAACAUUAAGCUUUAUGUCCGCCGUGUUUUUAUCAUGGACAAUUGUGAGGAACUAAUCCCUGAGCACUUGAGCUUUAUAAAAGGUAUUGUUGACUCUGAGGACUUACCCUUAAACAUUUCUAGAGAAACGCUGCAACAGAACAAGAUCCUUAAGGUCAUACGCAAGAAUCUUGUCAAGAAGUGCAUUGAGCUGUUCUUUGAGAUUGCUGAGAACAAGGAGGAUUAUGAUAAGUUCUAUGAGGCUUUCUCGAAGAAUCUCAAGCUUGGCAUCCAUGAGGACUCUCAGAACAGGUCCAAGAUUGCUGAACUGCUUAGGUACCACUCUACUAAAAGUGGAGAUGAGUUGACCAGCCUUAAGGACUAUGUGACAAGGAUGAAGGAGGGUCAGAAUGAUAUCUAUUACAUUACUGGCGAGAGCAAGAAGGCUGUUGAAAAUUCCCCAUUCCUUGAGAAGCUGAAGAAGAAGGGCUAUGAAGUACUCUACAUGGUAGAUGCGAUUGAUGAGUAUGCUGUUGGCCAGUUAAAGGAGUUUGAAGGCAAGAAAUUAGUCUCGGCUACAAAAGAGGGAUUAAAGCUUGAUGAGACUGACGAUGAGAAGAAGAAGAAGGAAACUCAAAAGGAGAAGUUUCAGGGCCUGUGUACCGUCAUCAAGGAUGUGCUUGGUGACAAGGUGGAGAAGGUUGUUGUCUCUGAUCGUGUGGUGGACUCCCCUUGCGUCCUGGUCACCGGCGAGUAUGGUUGGACAGCCAACAUGGAGAGGAUCAUGAAGGCUCAGGCUCUUAGGGACUCGAGCAUGUCUGGCUACAUGUCCAGCAAGAAGACAAUGGAGAUCAACCCUGAGAAUCCUAUAAUGGAGGAACUAAGGAAAAGAGCUGAUGCAGACAAGAAUGACAAGUCUGUCAAGGACCUUGUGCUGCUCCUGUUUGAGACUGCCCUGCUCACCUCUGGCUUCAGCUUGGAUGAGCCCAACACCUUUGGCAAUAGGAUCCAUAGAAUGUUGAAGCUUGGUCUGAGUAUUGACGAGGAUGAAGCUCCUGGAGAUGGUGAUUCAGAGAUGCCGCCGCUGGAGGAAGAUGCAGAGGGGAGCAAGAUGGAGGAGGUUGACUAAUCGGCUGCAGUUCAGUUAAGUCGCAUGUCUUCAGGCUUUUUCUUUACCAGAUAGUAUGAAUUUUUAAGAUUUUUUAUCUUGUUUGCUUUUGAAGGAUUGAUAUGCUGAUAUUUGCGGUAGCAGCAUAUAAUUAACUAGCUGUACUUUCAAUUCUGUUCUUUAGAUUUCCCGUCAAAGUAUCCUGUACUCUCUUAUGUUGAAAUUUCAAGUGUUAAAUGCCUAUUUGGUACCUGUUUGGCUUUCGAAGUCCUGGGGUGUUUCUAAA